ACUCGUUUAUAGAGUAGAUUAGGUAGGUGUUCAAUAGAUACCUAACCUAAAUAUCUUAACCAUCUCUUCAUAUCGGAAGCAUUGUAUUUAUCAUUUCAUUGUCUCUGCUUAAAAAUAUUAGCACCUCCUCCUCAAUAUUGAGGUAAUUUGGCAGAUAUGGCGCCAGGAAUCGUAGAGAACGAACAAAUCCCCAGCGACUCCGACGCUUCGGCUCUAGCGAGCGAGGCCGACUUAGGCCCCAAGCUCUACGCCAACGUAGAUCAAGACGAGCUCCAAAAGAAGACAUCGCGGUUCCUGUUCAAUUACGGGACCAAAUUCAUACCAGAUAUCGUCUGCGGUGCCAAGGGCCUAUAUGUUUAUACGGCAAAGGGUCACAAGGUGCUUGACUGGACGUCCGGUCAGAUGUCUUGCCUGUUAGGACACGGCCACCCCGAGAUCGUCAAGACGAUAACAGAUCAUGCAGCAAAUCUCGACCAUCUUUUCUCCGGCAUGGUCUCCCCUCCCGUUAUUUUCCUAGGCGAGAGACUGUGCUCGUUACUUCCGGAUGGCUUGGAUAAGGCUUUCUUCCUUUCUACUGGGGGAGAAUCCAACGAAGCAGCGAUUAAACUUGCAAAGGUGUAUACAGGCAAAUUCGAAAUCGUGGCCAUAAACGGGUCCUGGCAUGGAGUAACGGCCCAGGCUCUCAGUGCCCAAUACCAUUACGGAAGAAAAGGCCAAGGGCCCCUUAUGCCAGGCAUGCACAUGCUACCAGCCCCUAAUGCGUACCGGUCUAUUUUUCGAAAGCCGGAUGGCUCGUACGACUGGGAGACCGAGCUCGACUAUGGAUGGAGUCUGAUUGACCAAGCAUCGUGUGGAUCACUCGCCGCCGUCAUAGUAGAGUGCAUCCAAUCAUCGGCAGGCAUACACGUUCUCCCCACCGGCUACCUCAAGGCGCUAAAAAAGCAUUGCGAGUGCAGAGGCAUGCUUCUAAUCGUCGACGAAGCGCAGACAGGAGUUGGACGGUGCGGCGAUAUGAUGGCGAUCCUGCACGAGGGUGUUACGCCCGACAUCUUAACACUGAGCAAAACUCUUGGAAACGGCCUCCCUUUAAGUGCCGUGGUUACUAGUGCUGAAAUCGAAAAAGUCUGUGUGGAGAGGGACUAUUGCUUCUACACAACUCACGUGAACGACCCUCUACCCGCGGCAGUAGGUAACAAGGUCCUGGAGAUCGUUGUUCGCGAUAACUUGGUCGAGCACUCCAGGUCUAUGGGGAAGCUUCUGCACGAAGGACUUCGGCAAUUGCAGUCCCGGUACGGGUGCAUCGGAGACGUUCGCGGGAGGGGGUUAAUGGCUGGUGUCGAGAUUGUAACUGACCGCGAAACGAAGACACCUGGAGUGGAGUUGGCAAGCUCCAUAGCUGAGAUGGCAUACAAGCUUGGGGUUUGGGCUAAUCUCAGUAGUCAUGGGAGCUUUGGUGGUGUUUUUAGGAUAGCGCCCCCUAUCACAGUGACAGAGGCGCAGGUUCGUGAGGGACUUGAAGUGCUAGAACAAGCGUUCGCCUCGAGCCUAGGGUCCAUGCCAAUGUAUUAAGGACUGCGCGUAGGUAGGUACCUACCUAGUAGAUAGUCAAUCAUGCAUACAUCAUGAA
Molecule: messenger RNA, 1627 nt
Organism: Annulohypoxylon maeteangense
Lineage: Eukaryota; Fungi; Ascomycota; Sordariomycetes; Xylariales; Hypoxylaceae
Product: pyridoxal phosphate-dependent transferase
Exons: 2
Coding region: 157-1569 (470 amino acids)
Cellular component (GO): mitochondrion
Molecular function (GO): pyridoxal phosphate binding; transaminase activity
Source: RefSeq, a predicted model, not a curated record